Messenger RNA from Nelumbo nucifera (sacred lotus), 1136 nucleotides. It is a transcript of the gene ILR3, whose product is annotated as basic helix-loop-helix (bHLH) DNA-binding superfamily protein. NCBI's taxonomy places the organism in Eukaryota, Viridiplantae, Streptophyta, Magnoliopsida, Proteales, Nelumbonaceae. The record is from RefSeq and is a predicted model, not a curated record. Gene Ontology annotation, molecular function: DNA-binding transcription factor activity; protein dimerization activity. Gene Ontology annotation, biological process: regulation of DNA-templated transcription; intracellular iron ion homeostasis.
GGUCUUCGGACACCGGAGCGCCAAUUCCCCACGCUUUCCAUCCAUCAAAAUCCCAGACCACCCCUUUCCUUUUCCCUUCCUUCUAUUUUCGGUCGCGGCAACGCCUUAUUUUCUUCCUACCCUCACCAAACUCUCCCGGCGAAUUUCAGCCGGAAGAUUUCAUUUCCGGCGAUCGAUCCGACAUGGUUUCCCCAGAAAACCCUAAUUGGCUCUAUGAUUACGGCUUGAUGGACGAUAUUUCUGUUCCAGGCGGGGAUUUUACGGCGUCGACGGCUGGUUUUCACUGGAAUUCGCAGCCUCUGAAUGGUUCAACUAGCGUUAGUUUGGAAGCUGAUGGUUCCUUUGGGAAUUCAGAUGGCCUCAAGGAAAUGGGCUCCAAGAAGCGGGUAAGGACUGCAUCAUGCAGUGCAGUUGGCUCUAAAGCAUGUAGGGAGAAAAUGCGGAGGGACAGGUUGAAUGACAAGUUCGUGGAAUUGGGUUCCAUCCUGGAUCCUGGAAGGCCACCCAAAAUGGACAAGGCUGCCAUAUUGAGUGAUGCUGUUCGCAUGGUCACUCAGUUACGAAGUGAAGCCCAGAAGCUGAAGGAGUCAAAUGAGAGCCUACAGGAGAAGAUCAAAGAGUUGAAGGCUGAGAAGAAUGAACUUCGGGAUGAGAAACAAAGGUUAAAAGUAGAGAAGGAGAAGCUAGAACAGCAGAUCAAAACUUUGAGCGCACAGCCAACAAGCUUCCUUCCUCACCCUUCUACCAUCCCAGCUGCAUUCCCUGCUCAAGGCCAAGCUGCUGGCAACAAGCUGAUGCCAUUCAUUGGGUACCCUGGAGUUGCCAUGUGGCAAUUCAUGCCACCUGCUGCAGUUGAUACCUCACAAGAUCAUGUUCUCCGGCCCCCUGUUGCUUAAGCUGGAAGAUCUUGGUGACAGAUCAUCCUUAUGUGUCCUGAAGAAAUGUUAAGUUUUUUUUGUUGUUUUUUUUUUUUGAAAUUUUCUUUGUUGACUUAGUUUUAGUUGGAAAUCAGAAAUAACCAGAUUAGAUGGGUUUAAAACGUUGGGAAUUUUGUUAACUUGUUAUUGUUGCUCAUUUGUAAAUGUCAAUAAUCGGAUCUAGUAAUUUAUUUUGGAUUCUUGUCUGUGCUUUUGGUA